CCAAGGACAGGUCCUGAAGCAAACACCUAGCUUCAUCAAACAACAUAGUCUGGUGCAGGAUAUUCCCAUGGUGUCUUUCCAGACGCAUAAGCCCCGGCGGCGAAGGAAGAUUGAAGACGGCUCACUCGCACAUGUCACGCAUGGCACUCUCGGUCUAGAUCAGACGACGAAUACCCGAAAACCAGCCUUCCCCCUCGUCGCAUUUCUCUGGCCUGCGAAGGGCACUGUGUCGCAAUGGGUGACCAUUCCUCUCAUAUUGAUGAGCGCCGGCCUCUUUAGAUGGUCUACUGGCCUCUGGGGAUAUUCCGGAUUCCAAUCGCCGCCAAUGCAUGGCGACUUCGAAGCCCAACGACAUUGGAUGGAAAUAACACAGCACCUGCCCGUCUCGCAGUGGUACUAUCAUGAUCUGGAGUGGUGGGGUUUGGAUUAUCCACCACUGACUGCAUAUCACAGUUGGCUACUUGGAAUCAUUGGAUCUAAAAUCAAUGCUGAAUGGUUUACAUUGAUCAAAUCGCGCGCCCUCGAUGAUCCUUCAUUGAAAGUGUACAUGCGAGCAACAGUCCUCGUAUCCGAGUACUUGAUUUACAUCCCCGCACUCAUCGUCUUCCUUCGCCGAUACUCUCGACUUGAAGGCGUCAAUAUCUGGGAGGCGUCCAUCGCUCUUGUUGCGAUCCUUAUGCAGCCUGCAACAAUCCUGAUCGACCAUGGCCAUUUCCAAUACAAUGCUGUAAUGCUGGGCUUCGCAAUUGCUAGUAUGUCAAGCAUGAUUGCUGGACGACCAUUGUGGGGUUGCGUGUUCUUCGUGGCAGCUCUUGGAUUCAAACAAAUGGCUCUAUUUUACGCUCCAGCAAUAUUCGCCUACCUCUUAGGGUUGUGCCUGUUUCCUCGACUCGCCUUUACCCGACUGUUGGCCAUCGCGAUUGUCACAAUUGUUUCAUUUGGCAUUCUCUACCUCCCCUUCUUACUGGGAAUUGCUCAUGAUAUAUAUCACGGCUUAUCACUGGAUGACUUACCUAUACCUCCUUUUCUUGCCUCCAUCCCCAUCGGAUUGAACGACGAGGCCUGGUACUAUCCCUUUCUCCUUGAGGUCUCUCAAUCGAUUCAUCGAAUAUUUCCCUUCUCACGGGGACUGUUUGAAGACAAGGUAGCCAAUAUCUGGUGCACUAUCCACACCCUACACAAGCUUCACCGAUAUCCCAGUGCUCUUCUUCAACGAGCAGCUCUUGUCGCAACAUCCAUCUCCAUUUCUGUACCUUGUCUCAUACUUUUUCUCAGACCAAAGCGUGCACUUCUUCCGUUGGGUUUUGCAGCGACAGCGUGGGGAUUCUUUCUGUGCUCUUACCAAGUGCAUGAGAAGAAUGUUUUACUUCCACUGCUCCCAACAACUGUUUUGUUGAGCGGAGAAGGUGGAUUGCUCCCAUCCAUUCGUGCCUGGGUUGGGCUGGCCAAUCUAGUCGGUGUUUGGACCAUGUUCCCACUAUUGAAACGAGACGAACUUCAAGUGCCAUACUUUGUUCUGACCCUCCUGUGGGCAUAUCUGCUUGGGCUACCUCCUCUAUCGUUCUCUGCAUACCGUGGUUCUGGGAAGGGCGAGUUAGGAUUGCUCACAAAGAUCAGCCAUCUGGCUAUCUACUUGGCAAUAGUCGCAUGGCACUUUGGCGAGGCAUUUUGGGAACCACCACCGGAGAAGCCUGAUUUGUGGGUAGUGCUCAAUGCCAUUAUUGGUUGUGCAGCUUUUGGCAUAUGCUAUCUCUGGUGUGUAUACAGGUUGGUAUGGAAGAGCAAUCUUUUCAGUUCUCGCAAAGCAAAAUCGGGGGUCAAGGUUCAAUGAGUCUUUCGAUACCCCUCGUUAAAAGUCAUGAUGGCUAGGCAUUCGCAUAGAUACCCAUUUCCUCAUCUAUAAAGAAGGCGAGAGCAUCAAUCUCUUUUUGCUUGUACUAUAUCAUACAGUCUAAACUACCUUAUAUUACAAUAUACAAUACAAAGGAUU
Molecule: messenger RNA, 1990 nt
Organism: Aaosphaeria arxii CBS 175.79
Lineage: Eukaryota; Fungi; Ascomycota; Dothideomycetes; Pleosporales
Product: glycosyltransferase family 57 protein
Exons: 2
Coding region: 68-1831 (587 amino acids)
Biological process (GO): protein N-linked glycosylation
Cellular component (GO): endoplasmic reticulum membrane
Molecular function (GO): dolichyl pyrophosphate Man9GlcNAc2 alpha-1,3-glucosyltransferase activity
Source: RefSeq, a predicted model, not a curated record